Molecule: messenger RNA, 447 nt
Organism: Hemisphaericaspora subhashii
Lineage: Eukaryota; Fungi; Ascomycota; Pichiomycetes; Serinales; Debaryomycetaceae
Exons: 1
Coding region: 1-447 (148 amino acids)
Cellular component (GO): mitochondrion
Source: RefSeq, a predicted model, not a curated record
AUGACCCCUGAAACAGUAUCUAAACCUUCCAUAUUUAACUCAAUUGAAUCGUUAUCAAUAUCGCCAUACCCAGCACUUGUGUUUGGGAAUAUUCUUAUACUUAAAGGGGCCCUACAGUCUUCAGCAUCAUUGGCGGUCAAUGGGAGUACAGGGUCAACACUCAUAAAAUCCCAAAAGCUACAGCCUACCAGAAUCUCAUGUUUUGGGUUUGGCGCAACUCAAUUGAUAGGAGCAUGGUUAAUGUAUGAUGGUGAACCUGUAAAUGCUGCUGGUUUUAACUUUGCAUGGCUGUCCUUGUAUUUGAUAGUUAAUGGGAGAUCAAGCUUUAAGAGUAUAUUUAGGGGGAGAGUAAGUCCAUUAGGUUUAAGUAUACUUGCCUUGGGAAAUUCGGUUAUCUACGGUGGUGAAUUUUUUUGGCCCCGCCAAGACUCACAACAGCCAAUUUAA